Asparagus officinalis (garden asparagus) is the source of this 524-nucleotide messenger RNA. Its product is annotated as NRR repressor homolog 3-like. The coding region runs from base 51 to 413 and encodes 120 amino acids. The record is from RefSeq and is a predicted model, not a curated record. Lineage: Eukaryota; Viridiplantae; Streptophyta; Magnoliopsida; Asparagales; Asparagaceae. The transcript has a single exon. Gene Ontology annotation, biological process: regulation of systemic acquired resistance.
GGGAGCUAACGACUCACAAAACGCUCUCGUUUCCUUCAGUAUUAUUCUCUAUGGCGGAGAGCGGGAGGAUGAAGAGGCCGGCUGAUGUUCUAAUGUCGUCGUCGUCGUCGCCAACUCGACCACCGGUGACAAAAGAAGAGGAUGAAGAUGAACAAGUUGAGAAAUUUUAUGCUCUUAUUGGUAAUAUCAAAGCAAUGAGAGAAGUUUGGAAAGCAAACGAAUCAAAUAAAAAAUCGAGAAAAGAGACGCUAGCUAGCCUUUGGAGGCCAAAGUUUGAAUUGGAAGAUUUUUACGAGGAGGCGAAGAUCAGCAAUAAUCCCGGGAAGGAGGUGGAAGGGAAGGAGGAGGAGGGAGAAAAAGAAGAAUUAAAGGGGAACAAAUGCAGUAAUUUGGAUCUCAGCCUUUCAUUAUAAGGCUAGUUAGUAUUGUUCAAAAAGGGAGUUUAAAUGUAAAUUUCAUUUGUUUUCUAAUAAAUUUGUUCUCGAAGUUAUAUUUUAGUUUUUUUUAAUAGUAUUUUACAAUCU